Messenger RNA from Closterium sp. NIES-67, 682 nucleotides. The record is from the annotation of a GenBank genome assembly. Lineage: Eukaryota; Viridiplantae; Streptophyta; Zygnematophyceae; Desmidiales; Closteriaceae.
GUCGCAGAAUCCGCCGAAAUCCUUCUUAUUACAGAGAGCCAUUUCGUUAGUCUUCCGUCUCCCGUCGAUGUCUGCUGACCCGCUGCCACGUCAGCAGCCUCAGAACGGCAGUUACGUCCCUCCGAGGGGAUCCAUCUGGCAGAUUCGCCGAUAUCGCCGGCUAGGCUUCUACACGGGGAUCUAUAUCGCGUCUGCCUGCGCCGCGUACACUUACGCCAACAUUGCCAUUCGGGCGCAUGUGCCUCUGGUUGCGACGCCUUACAGCGGGUAUGCUUCUGGCGCGGAAAUGCUAGUGGACACAACCAAGCUGUACCAGCGCGCGCUGGGGAAUGUAUUUGAGGAGACUGACUGGGGCCCCUUGGAGUUCACGAUACUAGCGAAGCACUAUGAGCGGCAGGGGCAGCGGGCGUACGCAUACCAUGCUCACUACGUGGCACACCUUCUAUCGAAUGGGGAGGUUGAUGGAACCAAGCCCUCCCUGUGACUCGUUGAGGUGUACUCUAUGCGACGUUGAUUAGAAUUAAGUAUAAUGGCUCGCCUUUCAUUUGUAAAUAUGUAACCACCAUUCUUGGAUCUUCUUGCGGUGAUGCUCCUAAUAAUGUUACCAGUGCCACGGUCACGGGCCUCUAUGGCCAUGGCCUUUUGCAGUCGUAUCGUAUACCGCUUUGCAAAGGAUGGAUUA